AUGGAUCCUAAAGAUUAUAAAGAUCAUCGUACAUCUUCUAAUACUUCAAACAAUAACGAAACUGAUGAUAAUAAUGAUAAUAAUGAUAAUAAUAUAACUUGUGACGAAAACCUAAACAUUGGCAGUAAAAAUAUUAAAAAUCUUCAUUUUAAUUUUCCCACUUCAGUAAAAUCAUGGGUAUCAUCAUAUUCGAGAAGUCAAAAAUAUUCAGGUACAAAUUUAGGAAAUCGGAUUGAAGUGUACGCUCCAUCUCGUCGUCUUUCCGAAGAUUCAAAUAUAAAUAGUAUUGAAUCUGAUACUGGUGGCACAGUAACAAUCGAAACAGAACGAACGCCAUUGAUUCAUCGUACUUCGGUAAUGGAAGAUGCAAGUAAUUAUAAAAGUUUAAUGGAUCUUGGAAAAUCUACAUUAAAUCAAACAACUUUCAAUGCUGUUAAUGUCUUAAUGGGAAUUGGAAUUCUUGCAUUACCUUUCGCUUUCAAACAUACGGGAUGGAUUAUUGGAAUUUCAAUAUUUUUAUUUUGUUUGAUAUCAACAAAUUAUACUGCAAAAAUUCUAAAAAAUUGCUUAGAUGUAGACCGAACAUGUCAUUCAUAUGUGGAUCUUGCCUAUUUAGCUUACGGAAAUAAAGGAAAAUAUUUUAUAGGGACCAUAUUUCUAAUGGAUUUAUAUAAUGCCUCCGACUCGCUCAAGACACUUUUUCCCCAAUCUGAUUUAAUCCAAUUAAAAUUUAUCGUGUUCUUCAUAAUCACACCAAUAACGUGGUUGCCAAUUCGUUACCUCUCUUAUACAUCAAUUUUUGGUGUAAUUGCAACAGCGGCUUUAACUUUAGUAUUAUUAAUUGAUGGAUUUACCAAGUUAAACUCACCAGGAAGUUUAAUACAACCAAUGGAUACAUAUCUUUGGCCACAGAAAUGGAUUUCAGUACCAUUAGCCUUCGGAAUUAUUAAUGCCGGAUUUUCGGGUCAUGCAAUAUUUCCUUCGUUAUAUAGAGAUAUGGCAAAACCAAAUGAUUAUAGAAAAAUGAUUACGCAAAAUCUUAUGGUAACAUCCGGUUAUAGUUUACUUUUAAAUUCUAUUGUGGUCUGGUUAACAGUGAUAAAUCCAAUCUCUAAAUAUCCUCUCGUAUUGACACCAAUUAAUUUAAGUGUUGAAGUGUUCUUUAAUAUUUCUCAUGUGCGUAUUUUAUUUGGAUCGCAAAUAAUCAAAACAUUUUUUAUGUUUGCGUCAAGAACGUUUGUUAGUUUUCUUAUCGUGAUUACGGCUGUAUUAUUUCCUAAAUUUGAUCGUGCUGUGUCAUUACUCGGUUCAUUAUUUUCAUUCCUAAUCUGCUUAAUAUUUCCAUUAUUAUGUUAUUUAAAAAUAUUUGGUAGAACUUUAUCUAAAAAUGAAAUUAUGUUGAAUUUGUUUAUCUUGGUGAUUAGUUCAAUGAUGGGAAUUUUAGGAACGAUUUGGACAUUCGUUCCUAGAGAGUGGUUAGAUGAUUAA
Messenger RNA from Diversispora eburnea, 1488 nucleotides. The record is from the annotation of a GenBank genome assembly. Lineage: Eukaryota; Fungi; Glomeromycota; Glomeromycetes; Diversisporales; Diversisporaceae.